UCUUUUCUUUUUUUUUUCUCUCUUCAUAAGCCAUUUUUCGCAUCAGGACAAGCCGCAAGCGCUCGAGUUUUGAAGUUUUAUUUUGCAAAAAUGAGUGGUUUUUGGAAAGAGUCAACGAUUUAUCCAUCUGAGGAUUCAGAAGAUGAUCUUAGUGAAGGCCAAGGUGAUAUUGUUCGAUCGGUUCAGACUGCCAAUCCGCGAAAACUGGCCAUAGAAAAUUUUACUACCAGCGGGGUAAACCCUCCAGUACUUGAUGAAAACGCAAGAGCAAAAUGGCUUGCAGGUUCAUGGCCGUUGAAGCCAUUUGCGGAAUCGUUGCCAAUAACUGAGCGGAAAGCAGAGUGGAUUCGCUUCCGCGAUCAGUUCGAACGGAUCGUUUCUUGUAAAACUCUCGUCGACCCGAUCACGAAGUUAACUGGAUUGAAGAUUUUUGCAGGAGAUUACCUCCUCAGUAUAAUUGAAUUGCAAGAAAAACUCAUAGUGAAUCAUUCGGGUAAUGUAUACAGUGAAACGAUAUUAGCGCUCAACAACUAUUUCAAUGGCACUUGUGACGUAUCUAAGGAACGAAUGAAAUUCAGAGAAAUGCGCAUGAAAACGACUGAGCCAUUUGUCGACUGGAUAUUGAGGCUCGAGAAUCAAGCGAAGUUCUGCGAGUUCAGUAUUGGACAAAGGGAGGAAGAAUUUAUUCAAGCUGUUGUUAGAAGAUCAAUCCCGGAUAUCUCUAAGAAGCUUUACGAAAUAUCGAAUGUAUUUAACAACAGUUUGGAGAAAAUCAUUGAUCACGGCAAGCACUUGGAUUAUAUUCGAGCUGAGACAGAGGACGAUAAAAAUCGAGUUAGAGACGCCAAAAGUGUUAGCAAUCCGGAGCGGGAAUCGAUGGAAGAAACCGAAGUUAAGUCGGUGAAUGCAGUGAAGUUCUCAAAAUUUCAGCAGGCAGCUAAACCAGCAUGGACCGACAGACGUUUUGAACCAUAUCGCAGCACAAACAGAAUGCAAGAUCGCCGCUGGGAUUCACAGAAGCGAGUCAACCGGGACGAGCCGACUGGAUUUAAUUGUAAAAAGUGUGGACAACAGCACGGUCCGAGACAAUGCAAGGCAUUUCGUGUGCGCUGUUUUGCUUGCAAGCGUUUUGGUCAUUUUGCAAAAUAUUGUUCUCCUCCGCCAGACUAUGCGACGUCUAAUAAACGAGAGAAUGCGAUUAAAAGCGAGGUUGACAAAAUCAAUCAGUUAAUUACUGGAGGUGUGGGAAAAGACAGAGUCAUCGAGGACCCACGAUUCGUUCGCUGCAUAAUUGGUACCGAGGAGUUGAAAUUCAUGGUGGAUUCUGGUUCUGCCGUUAAUACAAUCACAAGUGAGGAAUGGAGAGCGAUAAAACGCAACUGCCGCACUGUUAUACAGGAUCUGGUUAUUCACCCAGAAGAGGUAUUGAAAAGUUAUGCGAGUCAGUAUCCUUUAGAAGUCGAGUGUUCCUUCAAAGCAUUUAUUGGAAUCGCAAACAAUUGUUCGCCUGUGCAACUGGCAAAAUUUUUCGUUGUAAAGGGUACCCAAUUGUCUCUGCUUGGCUACGAAACAGCAAGAAACAUGAACUUGAUUCAUAUUGGGCAGAGCUCGAACGAUGUACGCGUUAAUUUGACCGAAAUGGUAAAUAGGUCAGAGCUAGUGGAAGAAUUUCCCAAAAUCCCAAUUGAAGGAGUGAAGUUCAAGGUGGAUGAAUCGGUGGCACCAAAACAGAUAAUAAGAUACAAUAUCCCGAAGGCUUUUGAAAGCGCCACGAAUACGAGACUGCGAAUGUUGGAAAUAAAAGGUAUAAUUGAGAGAGCUGAUAAGGAAAACGACGUUAUCACUCAUGUGUCCCCUCUCGUGUUGGUACCUAAAGGAACGGAUGAUUUUCGAAUCGUAGUGGACUACAGAGAAGUCAAUAAAGCCUUAAUUCGUGAACCGUAUCCCAUGCCUACGUUGGAGAGAAUUUGGUCAGAUAUUCCCAAUGGUGAGGGGUCGAUUUUUUUCACGAAAUUAGAUCUCAAAGAUGCAUAUUUUCAUAUCGAGCUGCAUGAAGAAGUUCGUCAUCUGACGACCUUCAUGACUGCAAAUGGAUUGAUGCGGUUCAAGCGGUUACCGUUUGGGUUGUCGUGUGCGCCCGAAUUAUUUCAAAAGAUCAUGGAGAAACUGUUAGCGGGGUGCAAGAAUGUGAUCGUGUACUUAGAUGACAUUUUGAUUCACGGAAGGUCUUUGGCCGAGCUAAGAGAAAAUGUCAUGGCUGUAAAAAAAGUACUGGAGCAAAAUCAUCUCACUAUCAAUGAAAGUAAGUCAAUGUACGAUCAAACGACUGUGGAUUUUCUGGGUUUCACUAUAGACGGCACUGGUAUUUUGCCUAUGAAAGAAAAGCUUUCAGAUAUCAAGUACUUUGAAAGACCAAAGGAUAUUUCGGAACUGAGAAGCUUUUUGGGUCUUUUGACGUUUAUCAGUCCUUUCAUUAUUAAUUUCUCGCACAAAACAAAGCCGUUGCGCGAGUUGCUAACAACCAAAAUUAGUUUUAAAUGGGAGAAAAUUCAUCAAUUGGCAUUUGACGAGCUAAAGCAGGCCGCGGAAUUCGAUUUGAUUAAAAGAGGCUACUUCAGUGGAAAAGAUAAAAUUAUACUGUAUACCGACGCCUCACCUUGGGGCCUUGGGGCAGUGUUAGUGCAAGAAGAGAAAAGUUCAGGAGAAUUUCGUAUUAUUGCCUGCGCAUCGAAGAGCCUGACGAUUACAGAAUCCAGAUAUCCUCAAUUGCACCGCGAAGCACUUGCCAUCGUCUGGGCGAUGGAAAAAUUUGCAUACUAUCUGCUUGGUCGUAAGUUCACGCUGAGGUCUGAUAGUGAAGCUUUGAUGUUCAUGACCAAAAAUAGGUAUCGCAAGGAUGUUGGCAAAAGGAUAAUGUCUAGGGCAGAAGGUAAAGACAACAUCGCCGACGCUCCUUCCAGGAUUUGUACUAAGCGAAAUGAUCCAGAGUUUGGAGAAUUCGAAAAAUCCUUUGAGUUGUGUUCUGUCGAAGCUGACCCGAGCAGCAUUAAUAGUCAACUUCUAGCAUUGACUAAUGCAAAUGUGAAAGAGGGUUUGUCUAAGGACGAAGAACUUCAGCAAGUCAUUACAUGGAUGGAGAAAACUGAGAAAUGGCCAGAAACUAUUGCGAAAUAUCAAGCCUUCCAAGGAGACCUUUAUUUGCAAGGUGGAUUGUUAAUGAAGCAGGAGAAAAUGGUUUUGCCGUCAGCAUUGCGAAAUAGAGCACUCCAUUUAGCCCAUCGAAGUCACCCUGGGAUGUCUACGAUGAAAAAUUUUCUGAGACAAGGCUUAUGGUGGCCGAGAAUGGAUCGGGAUGUUGAAAAUUUUGUUGCUAGCUGCCCCGAAUGUCAAUUGGUUAUUGCAAAUAGUUACCCGCUACCUAUCACACUGACGGAACUUCCAAAAAACCCUUGGGAUUACGUUUCUAUGGAUUUCUCGACGGCCUCAGACAGUCAUAACUGGAAAGCGUUGGUUUUGACGGAUAAUUAUUCUAGGUUUCUAGUCGCAGUGCCCAUGGAAAAGACUGAUGUGGAAGCAGUGAAGCGAGCCCUUGGAAGAAUUUUCAACAUAUACUACAUUCCAAAAACUUUGAAAGCCGAUAACGGCCCUCCAUUCAACAGUGUCGAACUUUCUACUUGGCUCAAAGAAAGAUGGGGAAUCAAGUUUAUUCACAGCACACCGUUGAAUCCGACUGAGAAUGGUUUAGUGGAGCGAAGUAUGCAGGGAAUAAAUAAAAUUACAGCGAUUGCCAAACUCAAUAAACAAAACUGGAAAGAGGCAUUGGCAAAUUACGUAACAGCAUAUAAUUCGUGGCCACAUCAUGUAACUAAAGUUCCUCCAGCUGAGCUCAUGUUUGGAAGAGCUAUUAGAAGUUUUCUGCCGAAUAUAAGAACGGAUCACCAACAAUCUAACGAUGAUGAAUUACGAGAGCGCGAUAAAUACGCAAAGUUCCAACGCAAUACAUACACAGAUUUGAGCCGGAAUGCUCGAGAUUCGGAGAUCAAAGUGGGAGAUACUGUGCUUGUCAUGCAGCAGAAACGCGAUAAAACCGAUACUUUUUACAAAAAUGUAUUACAUAAGGUUAUUCAAGUGACAGGAGCAGGAAGGGCUAAACUACAAGAUAUUACGACAAAUAAAAUUUAUGAUAGAAACGUUAAAUUGCUGAAGAAGUAUGUAGAACGCAACGAAGGUAAUGACAUCGUCACUGAUAACUUUUUACCAAGGGAGGAAGAGGGUGCAUCCUUGUCGAAAUUAGAUGAUCACACAGCUGACGAGCAACCGAGGAGCCGCAGGGAAAUCAAACGUCCGAAAAGAUACAUUGAUUCGUUAACCCAAGAAUAA
Molecule: messenger RNA, 4380 nt
Organism: Malaya genurostris
Lineage: Eukaryota; Metazoa; Arthropoda; Insecta; Diptera; Culicidae
Exons: 4
Coding region: 91-4380 (1429 amino acids)
Biological process (GO): DNA integration; proteolysis
Molecular function (GO): aspartic-type endopeptidase activity; nucleic acid binding
Source: RefSeq, a predicted model, not a curated record